AUGACAGAACACCUCGCGUCGUUCACGACGCUCGGCGCGCAAGCGCUCGUGCCAAUUGCCAUCGGAUCUUUCCAGUCCCUGCGCAUCCCCGCACCUGUGCGCGCUAGAAAGCGCGCAGCCCGCCGCGCCCGCAUCAACCUCGAGCUCGAGGAAGACGAGGAUAUUCUCGACGAGAAUGAGGGCGAAACACUCACCCUCGCCGAUUCUAUCCUCUUCCCGAUCCUAGGGAGUAUCGCUCUCCUGGGACUAUAUGCUCUGAUCACGUACGUCGAGCCCUGGAUACUCGACAUCAUCCUCGGCUGCUAUUUCUCCAUCGCCUCAGGCCUCGCGGUUCAGAGCACCCUCGACAGCAUUCUCCACUUCAUCCUCCGCGCGACCGGGUUGGCCGGAUCGACGUACCACAUCCGCGUGUCUUCUGGGAUUAAGCAAAUCGCUCAUGUGCCCUUCCGCCGCGCGUCUCUCCUCGCCCUUCCUUUCGCUCUCGGCCUUCCGGCUGCAUACAUUGCUCUCGGCCGGCCAUACCUCAUUUCCAACGCUCUCGCUCUCUGCCUCGCCACGGCUGCCUUAGCGCUGCUGAGACUGGACGGCUUCCCGACUGCAGUGCUCCUCCUUUCCCUCCUCCUCGCAUACGACGUCUUCUGGGUCUUCUACACUCCCGUCAUGGUGACGGUCGCCAAGGGUGUCGAUGCACCCAUCAAGCUUCUCGCCCCAAAGACGGAUAACACGUUCGCCAUGCUGGGUCUGGGCGACGUCGUCAUCCCCGGUCUUCUUAUCGCUCUUUGUCUCCGCUUCGAUUUGGCCCGCUACGCCGUCGCGAACCCCAAGGUCGACGUGGGCCCGCGCUCAUCGUUUAACAAGCCCUACUUCUGGUCUGCCAUUGCGAGCUAUAUCGCGGGCCUCGGGGCCACCAUUGCUGCCAUGCUCCACACCGGCAAGCCGCAGCCCGCCCUACUUUACCUCUCGCCUGCGUGUGUUAUCGGUCCGCUCCUCACUUCUGCGACACUUGGCGAGACCAAACUCUGGUGGAUCUGGCGCGACGAGGAGGAGGAGGAGAAGGACGAGACCAUCGAGGCUCCGAGCGAGGUCGCAAUGAUGGCGCGCAAGGAGGCCAAGGCCAAGGCUGCGGCCAAGGCUGCCGUGACCGAAGCUGAGGUGGUCGUCGAGCAGAACGGUGACGAUGAGCCGGGACACGACACGCCCGCGGAUACGCAGCCCCAGGAUAACAGCUGGAUGGACGGCGCAGGUGUUGGCGGCAACGAGGGCCCGAGAACCCGCUCUAAACGCAAGGGCGGCAAGCGCAAGUAG
This is a messenger RNA of Cutaneotrichosporon cavernicola, 1305 nucleotides long. RefSeq lists its product as uncharacterized. Lineage: Eukaryota; Fungi; Basidiomycota; Tremellomycetes; Trichosporonales; Trichosporonaceae. Bases 1 to 1305 code for a protein of 434 amino acids. Gene Ontology annotation, molecular function: aspartic endopeptidase activity, intramembrane cleaving. Gene Ontology annotation, cellular component: lumenal side of endoplasmic reticulum membrane; membrane; cytoplasmic side of endoplasmic reticulum membrane. The transcript has 3 exons. The record is from RefSeq and is a predicted model, not a curated record. Gene Ontology annotation, biological process: membrane protein proteolysis.